AUGUCAUUUGCAACUGGAAUGAUUGUCUACAACCUAAGGCAAAAAGAAAGUGCCCUUUCAAAGGAUUUUGAUGAGAGGGGUCCGAUUAAUGGAGUUAAAGUAAAUGCUAAAUUAGGUCUUGAUGACCCAACAAAAAAGAAUUUCGAAUGUUUAGCUAAAAACAAAUACAAUAAAGCAAUAGAACGUAAUGCAAUCUUAGAAAAUGAAUUGGAAGGAAAAAACAUAUUAAUUGUCCAAGUACAAAGAUUAAAAGAUGAAUUAAGAGAUGUGAAUAUAGAAUUGGCUAUAUUGAAAAAUAAACAAGAUGGUGAAUAUGGCCCACCACCACCAUCAGCUUCUCAACUAUAUUCAAUACAUAAGACAGAAUUAUCGCGUUCACCAUCACAUAUGUCUGUUGAUUCAAAUUCAUCUGAUGUUAGCCCAAAUCCGGUAAAAAUGGUACAAGAAAUGGUUGGCAGGGUCAAGAGUUUGGAAGCACGUUUAGUAUCAUGUCGUUCACUAGUUACACCUUUAUUAGCACCACCUCCAUCAUAUAGUACAACAAUGCCAUUACAAAAUGGUAUAAAUUCACCUCCAUUAUCACCAAAAACUUCACGUCUGGAUUCACCCUAUAUCACUUCACUGAAAGAAAAAAGACGCAGUUCUGUUCAAAAAACAAAAUUUAGUAUUCCACCUACUCCAAUUAGAGCAAACUCGUUUGGUAAAGCUUAA
This is a messenger RNA of Entrophospora sp. SA101, 711 nucleotides long. The record is from the annotation of a GenBank genome assembly. NCBI's taxonomy places the organism in Eukaryota, Fungi, Glomeromycota, Glomeromycetes, Entrophosporales, Entrophosporaceae.